AAAACUAAGAGAGCAAAAAGGUUUCUUGAGAAGAGAGAACCCAAACUUAAAGAAAAUACAAAAAAUGCUAUGCUCAUAAAGGGAGGAAAUGCAAAUUUAACAGUGACUGAAGUGCUUAAAGACAUUUAUGCUGUGAAGAAACCUUUUGCUGUGCUGUAUAAAAAGAAAAAUAUUACCAGGCCUUUUGAGGAUCAAACAUCACUGGAAUUUUUUUCCAAGAAAUCAGAUUGUUCUUUGUUUCUGUUUGGCUCUCAUAACAAGAAGCGGCCUAACAACCUGAUAAUAGGUCGCAUGUUUGACUAUCAUGUCCUGGACAUGAUUGAACUAGGUGUUGAGAAGUUCGUAUCCCUAAAAGAUGUCAAGAACAGUAAAUGUCCUGAAGGCACAAAGCCUAUGUUGAUAUUUGCUGGUGACAUGUUUGAAGUAAGUGAAGAAUACAGAAGACUGAAGAGCCUUCUUAUUGAUUUCUUCAGAGGUCCUAGCGUGCCCAGUAUUCGUCUGGCUGGUUUAGAGUACGUUCUGCAUUUCACAGCUGUGGAUGGGAAAAUUUACAUGCGAAGCUAUAAGGUGCUUCUGAAGAAAUCUGGCUGUAAAAUACCAAGAAUUGAACUAGAAGAGAUGGGGCCUUCAUUAGAUCUGGUUAUGAGGAGGACACAUUUAGCUUCAGAUGACCUUUAUAAGCUGUCUUUAAAACAACCGAAAGCCCUGAAGCCUAAGAAGAAAAAGAAUAUCUCCCAUGAUGUGUUCGGUACAACUUAUGGUCGAAUCCACAUGCAGAAACAAGAUCUUGGUAAACUGCAGACACGAAAAAUGAAAGGGUUAAAAAAGAGGCCAGCAGAAAAGUCAGCUGAAGAUGGUGGUGUUAGUCCCAAAAAGUCAAAAUCAGCUUGAUAGUCUGGAACAGCUUUGAAAACUCUUUGUACCUUCAAAUUUAGUAUACAUAUUGUAAUAUAAAUGUGUCAGACGUAAAAGAUUCAGCUGCUGUUAGCUUUGGUUUUAUAAAAAUAUCUUUUUAAUGGUUUGUCAUUUUAAAGGGAACAUGGGGGUAUUGAGCUUUGACAUCGAACAUGGUUAUUUAAAAUAAAAACUGUGAUAUAACUUGCUUAGUUUUCC
Molecule: messenger RNA, 1113 nt
Organism: Tauraco erythrolophus (red-crested turaco)
Lineage: Eukaryota; Metazoa; Chordata; Aves; Musophagiformes; Musophagidae
Source: RefSeq, a predicted model, not a curated record